UGAGUUGUUGACGACUGCAUAACGAUGCCUAUUUUUUCCCAUCGCAGUCAGCUGAAAGGGAUAAUUGCGUAAAUCAUCAUUCUCCUUUAACUGUACCCGAGGAGGCGCUAAGGACCUGCGUUUGGGACUCAUCCGACCCCUGAGCGUGCGGCGUCACGGACGAUGUGUCAUUCGACACACGGCGUGUGUAUCGAUGUCGCAAGCCCAGCGGUUCCUUGCCACGCAAUUUUUAAACCAGAGCAUGAUUUUCAAACAACUCCGAAUUAACGGAAAUACUGCGCCGUUAGACAACAUCGCCGAAUAAUUUCGUCAUUUUUUAAAUAUAAAUAAUUAUUGUUUGUAUCCGAGAUGUUGCUCGUCGCUGCCGCUUUGCCCGUGCUGGCCACGGUUUUCUCCGCUUGGCAGGUGAGCGCGGACGAGGACUGCCUGUGGUACGUGGAUAAGAACGGCACCUGGCACACCGGGUUUGACUGUCCCCUCAUCUCCUUCUGCUGCGGGACCUGCCACCGGCGCUACUGCUGCCUGGACCCCAUGAAGAUGAUCUCAGAGAGGCAGCAAAAGCGCUGCAUGUUCUUCCAGUUCAGCCCCACCACCAUCGCGGGCAUCGCCUCCUCCAUCCUGCUCUUUGUGGCCAUCGUGGCCACCAUAGUGUGCUGCUUCAUGUGCUCCUGCUGCUACCUGUACCAGCGCCGGGUUCGCGGGAGGUCCUCCUACCAAGCCCAGCACAUCCCCAUGGCCAGCUACCCGGUGGACCCCAUGUACGACGCUUACGGCAAACCCAUCGGGCCGCACCCCGGGUACCCCAUGGCGCCUCAGUACCACCCCGGCGUGCCCCAGGGCCCCUACCACCCGUACCCGCCGGUGGAUCCCAGAUACGGCCAGGGAGCACCUCCACCCUACUCCCCACCCCAGUACCCCGGCAUCUGAGGGAACUGCGACCCGCUGGAGGAGGAACGAGGGGUGAGGAGAGAGUUGGGGAGAGUGAGAAAGAGAGAGAGACUUUAUGAGGAAGAGGGCACUUUUCCCUCUUCCACCACCUGUUCUGUUGUUUUUCCCCGACGUCCGUUUGCUAAAUGACGUGCUAACCGACGCAGCUGCCUUCCCUGGAGCUGGAGCUUGGCUCCUGUCUUGCUGGACAGUAUUUUCCCGCUGACGGUGACGUCAGCAGUCCUCAGCUGUCAGCUGUUACCGUGACACCCUUUCCCCGGCGAGCGAAGGGCCUGUCCGCCUCGUCAACGCACGUUUCUCACACACACACGUCAGCCUGACUGCGCGCACACACACACACACGCACACACACACACUGGCCUUGGGGACAAGGAUAACCUGCUCUGGUUUUAUUAUCGUAUCCUUGUCUUUUUUCUUUUUUACUCUGCUCAUGCACAUCCUUGUUUUGGCUACACUGGCUGUGUCCCGUGCUCACACAGUUUAUUUUAACGCAGCUGGCAUUUGAUUGCAGGGGCGAGCUGAACCCACGUAACUACGGACACUUUUCACAGCGAAGCAGGCCUUUGGACAGCUCUGUUAUUUUACCGGCCAGCGAUUUAUUCAGCAACUCUUUUUUUGUCCUCCCUCCUUCCCUCCUCUCUCUCUUUCUCUCUCUCUCUCCCCCCCCUCUCUCUUGUUAAUUCUGUCUUCCAUCAUUGCAGCUAAUCUUAACAGUCGUUAAUAUCUGAAGCCAGAAAACGGCUUUGGUCUUUGGUCGUACAUAAAAGGCCGUAACCGAUAGAAUGACAGAAUGAUUUUGCAACUGGAGUGUACUGGAGUCUGUUAACAAGUCGGUAUUAAUUUUUACCAUGAAGUUACAUAUUGCGUUUAACACAAGUAAAUAUGAGUUUGACGUCUCGAUUUAGUGUGACUCUGUUUAAUGAUCCCGUGUGUAAUUAAGAAAUGAGACGUCAGUGAAACCUCAAUAGUAAUUCACCUUUCGCAUGUUAAAGGUGAGCAGGUGCUGCUUAAACCAUAGAUAUGCAUCCUGUUUAUGUUGGUAUUAGUUUGACAUUUGGAAUGAAGUCCAUUCAGGGGGUGCUUUACUAAUUUAAAGUGAUAAUAAUCACAUGAGAGGGUUGUUCAUGUCUACAGAGCUUUUCCUGCAUUGUUUCAUAGUCAUAUUUACAUUCUCAUUAGUGUAAUUCACUCAUCAGUAAUUCAGUUCUUAAUUUCAGACCUUCUUUCAAUAGGUGGUGCAUGACAGCGUUAAAGUUGUGUGUGUGUAUGUGAUGUGUGUGUGUGUGUGUGUGUGUGUAUGCGAGGUGUAUGUGUGUGUGUGUGUGUGUGUUUUUAUGUGUGAGUGUGUGUGUGUUUGCGUUUUUAUGUGUGAGUGUGUGUGUGUGUGUGUUUGUGUAUGCGAGGUGUAUGUGUGUGUGUGUGUUUUUAUGUGUGAGUGUGUGUGUGUGUGUGUUUGCGUUUUUAUGUGUGAGUGUGUGUGUGUUUGUGUUUUUAUGCGUGAGUGUGUGUGUGAUUCAAAAGCAUGACUGAACCAAUCAAUCUGCCACUGGUACACCCCCCCCCCCCACAGCCCUCUGACCUGGAUGGUUGUGUAAUUCUUCUUGAAUAUGAAACCAUGUUAAAUCUGCUUGUGUUGUGCAAGUCAAGACAUUGUAAUUGUCCAAUUAAAUCCAAAUACAUGAGCUCAUCUUUGAAGACUAAUGUGGCCCUGGUUUACAAGACUUACUCACAAGGACUUUUUAUUUAUUUAUAUAACUAAUUAAACUGUAAUGUUUGCUUUGACAUACAAUAGUCCUUGUCCCAUGGUAACUUGAACCAGAAUCAAUGGAUGCUUGCACCUACAGAUGCAUAUCACAUUAAUAAAGAACGGUGUGUCCAAUUUGAUUGUUUAUGUCUAAUAUUUGAUAGAUUUUAUGACAGUUCUAAGAAACCUGUUGUGUUUGGGUUUUUUUUAACAGUGACUAUCUGGAAUGUAGAAUGUGGUUUAUAGUCUCCAUGCCCAGGAACCUUCCUCAUGUUUGCUUAAUGACCAGUUUUGGUUUUAAUUCUGUAAACUUAACUGAAUAUCAGAGUAUGUGUCCCUUGGGGUUCUGGGAUCUGGUGCUUUACUCCCCAAAAAAUACAUUAUCUGCAGUCCCACUCUAGAAGACAAAAGUGUUGCAUGACAUAGCAUCCAUAUUCAUUCUUUUUAAAUAAAUAAAAUUAAUAAAUGUCCUGUU
Messenger RNA from Anguilla rostrata (American eel), 3167 nucleotides. It is a transcript of the gene shisa4, whose product is annotated as shisa family member 4. The transcript is spliced from 5 exons. NCBI's taxonomy places the organism in Eukaryota, Metazoa, Chordata, Actinopteri, Anguilliformes, Anguillidae. Bases 349 to 927 code for a protein of 192 amino acids. The record is from RefSeq and is a predicted model, not a curated record.